Polychytrium aggregatum is the source of this 4481-nucleotide messenger RNA. RefSeq names its product SAC3/GANP/Nin1/mts3/eIF-3 p25 family-domain-containing protein. The coding region runs from base 147 to 4418 and encodes 1423 amino acids. Lineage: Eukaryota; Fungi; Chytridiomycota; Chytridiomycetes; Polychytriales. The transcript is spliced from 15 exons. Gene Ontology annotation, biological process: mRNA export from nucleus. Gene Ontology annotation, cellular component: nucleus; cytoplasm; transcription export complex 2. The record is from RefSeq and is a predicted model, not a curated record.
CCCUCAUCUCGACGACCCGAUCCAGUCGGGGACAAUCGACAGGCGAGCGGAUUCAACUUGCCCUGACCAACGCAGGGGUGUAACAGGCCGUCAGUCUGCAUCAUCCCUCGACUGCAGAGCACGGUGCUGGAGCCGCACGAGCCGCAAUGGAGCAGAACAACAGGGCGAAUGGACCAACAGGCCGCGGACGAGGAGCCCGGGGCCGGCCCAGGGGAAGGAAUAUGUCGAUGGUUUUCAAUAACAGCAGCGGCAACAACACCAACAGCACUGGCACCGGCGACAACAGCAGCCGGGGUGCGCUGGCGUCGCCCGUCGUCUCUAACUCGGCCAGGACAAGUGAAAGCUCCGAUUCAUUCUACGGCUCCCAACGGGGCUCCAACUCCAGGUCUAGUUUCUCUCGAGGAUCGCCAGGACGAGGUGGAUUCGCGACGAACAGAACAAAGUGGUUCAACAACCAGCCAGCGAGCGAGUCCACAGCGCCGAGUCCAACGGUUGCCGCGGGCGAUAUGAUCGACGACGAGGACAGCGCGAUGAUCGAAACUCCAUCAUCAAGAUCGCUAGAGCCGCUACCGGAGCCGUUGGAUCGUUCUCUGGACCAGGAGGACUUUUCGUUUGGCUCGUCCGACUCGUCGGCGGCUCAGUGGUCAUCCAAAAGCACGGGGAUCUUGCGAAUGCGGAAGAACGUCAGGCCGGAGGAUCGAGUCGAGAGAUUUUCGUAUGUCCCUCCUGAUAACCGCUAUAUGGAGAUGAAAGACCAACGAGACGACCUGAUGAACAUGUAUGUCAAGCAGAAGAAGAUGGCCAUGCCGGGCCAGCAGUACAAUCUCGGUGAAGCCCCGCAGCUCGCUCCUGAGUGUCUGGAUAUGUGCCCCGAGUUCGAGCGGCAAGAGCGAGAAUAUUCCAAGAAGCUGGAUGAGUUUGAAAUCGACCCAGCCACCGGUCGAGCCGAUCCAAAGACAACCGUCAAGCGAUACAAGCGAUCUGCUGCCGGCGACCCUCCGCCCUUGCCCUGUGACGUCCGGCCGCCCCAUGUGCUGCUGGCGACACUUGACUUUUUGGUUUACGAAGUUCUGCCAGAGUAUGGUCUCGAUAAAGCCCACCCAUGGAUCCGCGACCGAACUCGUGCUAUCCGAACCGACUUUACAUAUAUCCAGUCUCGCGGCACGGAGUCGAUUGCCGCGCACGAACGAAUAGCUCGAUUCCACAUCAUGUCGCACCACGACCUAUCUGAGAUAGCGUCGUUCUCGGUCUCUCAAGAAUACGAACAGCUGUGUAAAACCCUGCAGAGUCUCAAGGAGCUCUAUUCCGAGUGCGCUCGCCAAGGGAUAUAUUCUCCAAACGAGGCCGAGUUCAUUGCAUACUACAUUCUUGCCCACGUCAAAAGUGUCAAGGCUACCGAGUUCGAAAAGUCUCUGCGUCGCGGAGUAUAUCUGGAUCCGCUUGUCCAGCGAGCACUUGAGCUGCAGUCUUACAUUGUCCGAUCCAAGGGCGAGGUCGCCAACUACUCGCGAUUCUUCCGCAAGAUUGCAAGUAGCCAAGUCAGCUAUCUGGAAGCAUGUCUGCUUCAUCGAGAGUUUAUCAGCGUUCGCACCGACGCCCUCCGAUCAAUGCAAAAAGUCUACAUGAGUCAGGCAGCGACCAACUCCAACGUGUUCCCCGUAUCGGAUCUGAUCCGUCAACUCGCCUUCAACGACGAUUCGGAGGUCAUCAAGUAUCUUGAGUACUUCCAGAUCCCGUUUGAGCAGGAUCCGACGCUGGGCUCAUAUCAAGUGAUAAUCGGCAAGACACGGCAGUAUGACGCCAGAGAAGAUAAGCACCGAGUCAUCGCUGGUCCCUUUUACGACAGGCACCGUGCAAGCCUCACUCCCGUUGUUUCUCAGGUGAUCCUGCACAAGCGCAAAGGCAUUUCAGAUGCAGAUAUCAUUGACGGACGGAGUCUGUUGCUUGUAAGGUCGCCACAGCGCCAGGCGAAACAGCCGGGUUUGAAUCGGCCAGACCAGUCGGCAAUCAGGCGACCACUACCUGCGCCUCCGGUCGAGCCUCGCACCACUUUCGGAGCAGCCGCUCUGUUUGCAGGAUCUCCGGUAGCUCCAAGGCCGAUCUUCGCCCCUUCAGAACCGGUAUCGAGGCCACCGCCAUCGAUGCUCAAGGCGCCGAGCGAGCCGGCUUCCCGGACUCCAGCCCCGUCGGCGCCCUUCUCGUUUGCAGCUGCGCCUACUACCACUGCCCCAUCUCGAUCACUGUGGUCCAAUACCCCGCUCGCUCCAGAGGCACCUGUUUCGGCACCAAGUCCGUUCUUCAAUAUCCCCAACGCUACCCCAUCCUUGGAUACGACUUUGCAAAGGCCACCAAUCGCCCAAACACCACACCUGCCUCUGGCAGCCCAGCAUGCCCCUGUCCUCCAGUUGCCAGUAUCCUUCCACCCCGUCUCGCCUGCAAAGUCCAUGACACCAACUGUUGCAACCCCUCGAUCAAUCGUACCCGAGUCCUUGGUUGCUUCGGUAUAUGAUGACCUGGUGAAGCAAGCGAUUCGGGAGAUUGCCGCCGAGGAGCUUGUGAGCCGACAUCGGUUCGCGAACGAGAUCUCCAUGGCGGUUUUAUCGGACGUUGCAGCUCAGGCUGUCGCCGACGUAGUUCGAGAAGUCGUAAUGGAGUGCGUAGUGGAAGCAGAGCUCCGAAGCUAUGCGUACGACAAUCUUGUCGACCAGUUCGCGCUCGAGUUUGUGCGAGAGAUUGUGCUCGAGCAAAUCGCCCAAGAGCAUCAUGCACGCCGACAGCGACAGCAAUUUUUCGCCCUCUGGGUGCAGCAAGUCGAAGUGAGCCGCCUUGACCGCCAGAGGCGACUGGCGUUGGAGCAAAAGCGAGCUGUCGAGCUCUAUCUCAACACCGUUGCCAUGCCGCCCAGUCUGGUUGGCAAUGGCGCUCGCAAGCGCACACUCCAUCCUGGGGGGCAGCGCAAACGUCCCAAGUGGGAAGAAUCUGAAGCUCUGAAUGAGGAGGAGGUUCUCAGCGGCAUUAUUCUGAGAGCCGCACAGCAGAGCGGUCGCUACUGGGACCCAAUUGACUUUCAGGUACUCUUCCGCGAGAUUCCGAUUCCCCACCAAAGUGCCGUCGAAUGUAUAUUUCACUGGAAGAUUGGAGUUUCGGUCGCAGGCUCGCCGGAUCUGUCGCCCUUGAACCAGUUUUGCUCAACAUGGCUGCGCUCCAAGUUCACGCCGACGGGCGUCACGCCCCACAUGGUCGUUCAGGCCGGCGCGCAAAAGAAUACCGUCAAAGAGCUGCUCCACUCGCGAUUCGCCCUCAAGAAGCCCGUUCGAGGUGGAAGCGUCUUCCAGCGGGUAGAACAGUGCGACGUGGUGGUCCAUCAAGUUGAAAUCCGAGAGCCCCGUCGAGCCGAUGCAAGCCCCAAGGUCAACUCCGAGAGUAUCCUCUCAGGUGUAUCAGCCUUGGUAUUCCAGUGCACCAUCAAGGACGGGAAUAGCGAUGUGGGAUCCUGGUGGAGAACGGAGCACGAGCGUCUCCUCUCGUUCUGCGACUGCGUUCCUCGCCACGCCAAGAUCCCACUGCUCAUUGUGUUUUGGUCCACUCCGGCAUUCAACAAGAACGAGUUUAUUGGAAAUGUCGCAGUCAAGGAGUCUCUCUCUCAGCUUUUUGGUGCAGGCCCCAUCGACUAUCUCGACAUCCUCGGGAUCGAUACAGAUGAGGCUGGCUUUGAUGUGGUCAAGUCAAGUGUCGGGCUCAAGCUCAAGCUGGGGAGCUUGGUCGAGCGAUAUCCCCCGGUCCAGCGGCUGAAGCAUGUGGUUGUAGAAGAUGUGGUGGACGCCAUAACAAACAAGUACUUUGAGUUUGCCGUCGGACACGUCGAUAAAAUAUGCAAUAAGCUUAGCUUUGAACUGUGCAGCGACGUUUACACCAUGACGUGCGACAUGCUCAUCGAGCUCAUGAACAACCAGUUCUCGGCCGUCGAACAGAUCCUCACCCAUCCUGUGCUUGAGACCAUCGCUUGGCCGGCGCGCGAGUUUGCUCAAAGACAAGACUCUGUGCCCCCAAUUGAGUGGAACUCUGACGCAGCGUUUGCACAUCUGCGAUCUGUCAUUGCCAAGUACCGGCUGCCCAGUCUGUCGUCGCUUGCACUGGGCACAGACAAGAGUGCCGAUGAUGAUGCUCGAUAUCAAGCCCUUUGGAAGCUCCAGUCUCGGUGGUUAACUUCGCUCGAAGGGUAUCCUGGCCUCUCUCUCGACAUGGUACAGCAACUCCGGGCACAGACCACCAGAAUUCUCACGGAAUCGACCGGCGCGCGAUGUGGUGAGUCGCAGUUUCGCAUUCCAGAUGCAUCGUCGGCGUUCGCCCAACUCAGCCGUCUUGUAGCAUCAGAUCCUGCCCUUCUACGACAGCUAAAGCAGCGACACGGCAUAUGAUGUGAUGUGACUAAUGUCAAUGACGCUCGCCACACCUUCAGCCAUCCUGAUCGGCAGCUUGAU